This is a messenger RNA of Gongylonema pulchrum, 792 nucleotides long. Lineage: Eukaryota; Metazoa; Nematoda; Chromadorea; Rhabditida; Gongylonematidae. The record is from the annotation of a GenBank genome assembly.
AUGGCUGAACCAGAAAAAGCAGAAAUGACAUGCAAGCCGGAAUCGAGCUGCAGCGGAGGGUGUCGUCGCCGACCCAUUGCCCGGACGCAUCCUGCUGCUCCAGAAACUUCGCCCGGAGCCACUGCUAACGAUAUAACAAUUGUUAUGGGUGAUUGUUCGGACAGUAAUUCUGCUCCAACUUCGCCAGAAACUUCUGCUCCCGGCACAUCAGCGACAUUCGGUGGAGCUCAGCAAAACUGUGGUACUGCAGCAGAUUUGGACACUACAAAUGCAGCAGCUGCUGCUGCAGCAGAAGCAGCACUGGGUGUAUCGGAUAGUGGCGCUUCGGCGGCUAAAACGCCUCGUCGCUGGGAGCAGUGGAAUUACGCCGAAAUCGAUGCAUUUUAUGAUGGACUGAAGCAGUUUGGCAAGGAUUUCGAGCAAGUUGCAAAGCUUAUGACAAGGAGAAAGGUUGCAACGAAGGACAAAGAUCAGAUCCGAAAUUACUAUUUCAAUUCACUGAAAGUGUUUAGGGCGACCGCUGAGUUUGGCAAGGAUUUCGAGCAAGUUGCAAAGCUUAUGACAAGGAGAAAGGUGGCUACGAAGGACAAAGAUCAGAUCCGAAAUUACUAUUUCAAUUCACUGAAAGUGUUUAGAGCGACCGCUGAGGUGGAUGCACAUACAAUAGCAGAUCUACCACGAGAUGCGCGUGAAUUGUUUAUUGUUAUCAAUGGAUUUGAAAUGAGGCGGAAAGUUUGCGGCAAAUUUGAUCCGGUGAAAUUGCGGCAACUUAUCAUGGAUGGGUCAGUUUGA